Molecule: messenger RNA, 1779 nt
Organism: Elephantulus edwardii (Cape elephant shrew)
Lineage: Eukaryota; Metazoa; Chordata; Mammalia; Macroscelidea; Macroscelididae
Gene: P2RX7
Product: purinergic receptor P2X, ligand-gated ion channel, 7
Exons: 13
Coding region: 1-1779 (592 amino acids)
Biological process (GO): monoatomic cation transmembrane transport; response to ATP
Cellular component (GO): plasma membrane; nuclear inner membrane
Molecular function (GO): purinergic nucleotide receptor activity; ATP binding; extracellularly ATP-gated monoatomic cation channel activity
Source: RefSeq, a predicted model, not a curated record
AUGCCGACCUGCGGCAAAUGUGACAGCGUUUUCCAGUACGAGACGAACAGAGUCAUCCAGAUCCACAGCGCCAAUUACGGCACCAUAAAGUGGCUCCUCCACGUGCUCGUCUUCUCCUACGUCAGCUUUGCCCUGGUCAAAGACAAGCUGUACCAAGAGAAAGAGAAUGUCAUCAGCUCUGUGCACACCAAGGUGAAGGGGAUCGCGGCUGUGACGGAGGAGGUCACCGAGAACGGAGUGAAGAGAAUCUUUGACACUGCGGAUUACACCUUCCCUCUGCAGGCAAACUCCUUCUUUGUCAUGACAAACUAUCUCAAGACAGAAGGUCAGGUUCAAGGGCUCUGUCCUGAGUUCCCCACCCCUCGGACAAUCUGCUCCAGUGACCGGAGUUGUAAAAAAGGAUGGAUGGACCCCCAAAGCAAAGGAGUCCAGACUGGACGGUGCAUACAGUACAAAUCUACUGUGAAAACCUGUGAAGUGUCCGCCUGGUGCCCCAUCGAGGCAGUGGAAGAAGCGCCCCGGCCCGCCCUCCUGGAGAGUGCCGAGAACUUCACUGUGCUCAUCAAGAACAAUAUCGACUUCCCCGGCCACAACUACACCACGAGAAACAUCUUGCCAGGUUUUAACAUCUCUUGCACCUUUAACAAGACUCUGAAUCCACAAUGUCCCAUUUUCCGACUGGGAGAUAUCUUCCGAGAAACAGGAGAUAACUUUUCAGAUGUGGCAAUCAAGGGUGGAAUCAUGGGCAUUGAGAUCUACUGGGACUGCAAUCUGGACAAGUGGUUCCAUCACUGCAGACCUAAGUACAGCUUCCGUCGCCUUGACGACAAAACCACCAAUGAGUCCCUGUACCCUGGCUACAACUUCAGAUACGCCAAGUACUAUAAGGAGUCAGGUAUUGAAAAGCGCACGCUGAUAAAAGUCUUUGGGAUCCGUUUUGACAUCCUGGUGUUCGGCUCAGGAGGAAAAUUCGACAUCAUCCAGCUGCUUGUCUACAUUGGAUCAACUCUCUCCUAUUUUGGCUUGGCCACCUUCUUCAUCGACUUCCUCAUCAGCACCUUCUCGAGCCAGUGCUGCCGGACGCGCGUCUACCCCUGCUGCAGGUGCUGCGAGGAGUGGUGCGGGGUGAACGAGUACUACCACCGCAAGAAGUGUGAGACCGUGGUGGAGCCCAGCCGGAGAUUAAAGUACGUGUCCUUCGUGGAUGAGCCUUACAUCAGGAAGGUGGACCAGCAGCUCCUUGGGGAGAGCCUGCAGAACACCAAGGGGGAAGUAAUCCAGAGACCUCCGGUGGACUUCACAGAGCUGUCCAGGCUGCCCCCGUCUUUCCAAGAGCCGCCCUCAGCACCCCUGCAGCCUGGCGAGAUGCAGCUGCUUGGGGAAGAGGUGCCCAGGUCGGAGGGCAGCCCCUCCUGGUGCCAGUGCGGUAAAUGCCGCCCCUCCCAGCUCUCCAACAAGACGUCCAGGUGCCUGGAAGAGCUGUGCUGUCGGCAACGGCCUGGGGCCUGCAUCACCACGUCGGCCGCCUUUCAGCAGCUCGUCCUGUCCAGGAGCUCGCUGCAGUUCCUCCUGCUCUACCAGGAGCCCCUGCUGGCGCUGGAGACCGAAGAGGCCACCAGCCGGCUGCGCCACUGCGCCUACCGCUGCUACACCGGCUGGCGCUUCGGCUCCCGGGAGGUGGCCGACUUCGCCAUCGUGCCCAGCUGCUGCCGCUGGAGGAUCCGGACGGAGUUCCCCAGGAGCGAAGGCCACUACAGCGGCUUCAAGAGUCCUUGCUGA